AAAACUUGUCAGAGUUGUUAGUUGUCUUAUUAGUCGGGAUGUAUACGUAUUUGUACAUUGAAGCCUUGUUUUAGAAAUGAAAUAUGUUACGUUGUUUACAACAUGCUGUGCAUUGGAACUUUCAUUUGACUAGAACGUCUCUGUCAUCCCGUUUCUUCUCGCAGUUAACAGGCAGACGAAAUUGGCUGGGAUGUACUUGUUUCUGUCCGCAUUUAUUGCACCAUAACCGACAGGUCCAGAGAUCGCACACCAAGGAAAGUGUAGGAGCAGCUAUUGAAGCUCCACCUGGAAAUUCUUCGUCCUUAAAAUCUUUGUAUCAGAGUGUGACACAAUCAUUAACUACAGACCAGAAUGAAACAAUCAGUCAGACAUCCGAUAUAUCUCUACGAUACAUUACUGUGCACUCCCUGUAUGACUUCUAUGAGGAGUGUCCUUAUGGAAUUUUGUUUGAUGUUUGCUAUGUAGAUUCACACCCUGAUGGGGUAGUGGGAAAGGACAUUAAAACGGUGGUUUUCUUACCAGGAUCCCCAGGGUCACAUUUGGAUGUGUUACCCCUAAUGAAACCGUUAGAAAGAGCUGGGUAUAGAGUCAUUGCAGUAAAUUUUCCAGGUUAUGGAAAUACUAACCCUUUUGUCAGGGCCCAUGAGUUCAUAUUUAGGGGAGCCACUGAUGAACGAUCAGACUUUGUGCUUCGAUUUCUCCAGGAGCUGAAUAUUGACAAGGUAGAUAUGUUGGUAGGUCAGGGGUCUGGAUGUUACCCUGCCCUGGAUCUGGCAGCCUCCCACACCUGGAUCAAAUCUCUUGGUCUUGUGUGCCCUGGGGGACACAGAGUUUUCAGAGGGAUCUCUCCAUAUAAACGUGUUCAGAGAAUGGCCAGUAUGUAUGAUAAUAAGUUGUUACGGUUUUUCCUGUUAUUACGAGUGAUGAUAGAUAAGUACAUACUUCGGAGACUUGGUACAAAGAAUGUCCCAUUGCUUCACAUCAUCAAAUCCACAGUUGAGGCAGCCAAUUACCAAUUUGAAAAUAUGGAGACCAAUGUAUUUGCCCUGACCAGUAGACAGGUACCUGUAACGUUUGUGUACUCGGGGCAGGACUCACUAGUGGAGGCUGACAUAUCAGAGGAACUCGCUCAGAAAAUGAACCUCCACCCCAAGGAAUUUGCCAAAGUAGACAGCAAUGAUAACUUUAUCUUCCCAGACAAAAAGAAAACUGUGAAAGGUCUUUAUAUAGAAUUGGGAAACCACAACCCAAUAAAAACUCAGAGACAUUGUGAUAUGAUUGCAUUGAUGUUACUAGAUGAACUGAAAAGGUCAACAAGGAGUCAGUCCUGAUACUAGGAAAAUUAAUUAAAAAUUUUUAAAUUUUUUUUGUAUGGCUGAAUGAAUUAAGAAUAUUUUCAUUAUUUAUGCAAACUACAAAAAUAAAUAUUAAAAACAAAA
Saccostrea echinata is the source of this 1439-nucleotide messenger RNA. RefSeq lists its product as uncharacterized. The record is from RefSeq and is a predicted model, not a curated record. The transcript has 6 exons. The coding region runs from base 84 to 1331 and encodes 415 amino acids. Lineage: Eukaryota; Metazoa; Mollusca; Bivalvia; Ostreida; Ostreidae.